Molecule: messenger RNA, 10005 nt
Organism: Cydia strobilella
Lineage: Eukaryota; Metazoa; Arthropoda; Insecta; Lepidoptera; Tortricidae
Gene: Lrrk
Product: leucine-rich repeat serine/threonine-protein kinase 1
Exons: 57
Coding region: 243-7826 (2527 amino acids)
Biological process (GO): protein phosphorylation
Molecular function (GO): protein kinase activity; ATP binding; protein binding
Source: RefSeq, a predicted model, not a curated record
UCAAAAUCAAUACACACUUUCUAUUUAGUUAAUACUCAUUGCAUCACAUAUAAGCGUAAUAAAAAGUAACUUUGUUUACAAAACCAUCAGAUGAUUAUUAUUUCAGUUGUUUCCUGCAAAGUUUUGUUAAAAAAUCUCGUAUUUGCCACAGAUAUGUGGUGUUAACAGCUUGCAACGCUUCACUGAAUCAGUUUGCCGGAAAUGUUAGUUUCGGCCGCGGCAUUGAGUUGAAAUGCGUUGAGAUGGACCUGUCUCCGGACGAGGAUCAGUUUCAAGGCCGCCUACUUCACCAGGCAGCUCUGUGGGACAACGAGGAGCUCCUCCUAUCCCUGCUGGCUGGCGGCGCGGACCCGGAUGCUCGCGACUCGCGCGCGCGCUGCGCGCUCCACGCGGCCGCGCUCGCGGAGCGCUCGCGCUGUCUGCGCGCGCUGGUCGCUGCUGGCGCCACUGUCGACGCGAGGGAAGACACGGCUACAGGGGGCAAGACGGCGCUCCACAUAGCGGCUGAACGCGGUCACGCAGAGAACGUCAAGGCUCUGCUGGCGGCCGGGGCUUCGCUGGCGGCCCGCGACGCGGCCGGCGCGACGCCCCUGCAGCUAGCGGAGCGCGCGGGCCAUCGCCAGGCGGCCAGGGAGCUGAGAAAUGCGAGCGAUGCCCUGGAGCGAGAGAGACUAUCGCAGCACGCGGCCCUACGCGAACUCGUGCUGCGUGGCGACGCGGCGGGGCUUAAAACGAAGCUUACCGCCCUCGGGAGUAAUGCGCCGCUCUGCGUCAACCUAACGCCGCAGGGCGCCAACACGCUGCUAUAUGUGGCCGUGGAAGCAGGUCACACGGCCGUAGCCAAGGCGUUGUUAGAAGCAGGCGCCGACGGCCGAGCUCACCCCGUCACCAAAUACAGUCCCCUCUACAUCGCCUGCUACCACGGACACCGGGAGCUGGUGCCUCUGUUGCUGCAGCAUUUCCCUGAAGCUGUGCAGCAAGAAACGGUGGAAAAAUGGCUGCCCUUACACGCGGCGUGCAUCGGGGGGCACGCCACCCUCGUGUCGUUACUACUCGGUCACCCCUACCCGUCCUCACUGCUCAGCACCUACACGGACGUCACCGGCAAAUGUCAGUACGAGUCAGGUUUCGACGUGAACGCAGUAGACGCUCGCGGACAGAGCGCUCUGUACGUGGCCAGCACGCUCGGCUGCAGCGCUGUAGUGGACGCGCUGCUCUCAUACUCUGUACCGUGCCGACCCUAUUGUAAUGAGGAGCCCUUGACCCCGGCGGCGCCCCGCGCGGUGCUGAGCCCGCAGCGCGGGGUCUCGCUCGGCAUACAGGCGAUCGUGAGCAGGCUCACUGGCUCUGGUACCCACGUAAAAGAGAAGCGAGUGCACCCAGUGCGAGUGGACAUAGGACGGGGCAUGGACUCGUGCGUGGCGUGCGCCGCACGGGGAGGGCACGCACGCACCGUGCGCAGGCUGCUGCAGGCCGGGGCCUCCGCCUCCGCCUCCGCCGCACCGCCCGAGAACGAGAGCACGGGCACGCGCGACUCCCGGCGGCGCUCGCGCAGCGCGUCCGCCGUCGGCUCCGUGUCGCCGUCUCCCUCGCUCAGCCGAGCCAGCGCCGACCGCGACGUACCGUGGACAGCUCUAGCGGUAGCCGUCAGGAACAAACAUGUACAAGUAGCAGACAUGCUGCUCCGAGCGGGAGCUGAUGAUCCACACGGACUGGCACUACGGGAGUGCCACAAGCACCGUCUAGUGGCACUGCUGGCCGCCAUUUUGGCUUCAAGGGCGUACCCCGACCCCGAGUACAAGAUGAACAAGGCGGCGCUGUCGGCGCUGGUGCUGGGCGCGGCGGCGCGCGACUCGUCGCUGACGCACAACGCUCUAGUGCCGAAAACGCCCGUCAUGGUGCACUGGCGGGCGCUGCGUACCAUGCAGGAUACUAUUAGAAUGUCGUGGCUGAGCGCGGCGGCUCUACGUGUGAACCCGCACGUGUCCAGCGACGCGCUGGCUUUACACUCUAUCACAAGAUUAGAACUAGCGCAGAACGAGCUACGAUCGCUGCCCGCCGCUCUAUUCUCUCUGCUCAGCCUUAGGUACCUAAACGUAGCUGCCAACAAGUUGGAGAGAUUACCGCUGGGUAACGAUCCUAUAGAGGAAGAGGAGCCUCGACGCCGAACGCCACCUACUUCUACAGCGCCUGUGUACAGCGCGCCAGUUCUGCAGGAGCUGUACCUGCAGGAUAACCGCCUUGAACACCUGCCACCAGAGUUGUUUACCCUACCAGCCUUAACUACCCUGGACGUGAGCAACAACAAGCUCCGAACGCUACCGUCUCGCGUGUGGGACGCGCCCGCGUUGCGGGACCUCAACGCCGCCCUCAACCAUCUUAGAGAUCUCCCUGCUAGAGACACAAGCGACGCACCACAGUCUCCAUCCGAGUCGUCCCCAGCGCUGAGCGCCUCACCCUCUGUCUCACAGUCAUCAUUCAACUUCUCACAGUCGUUCGUGUCGAGGUGGCAGUCUGUGUCGAGCCACCAGUCCGUGCUGAGCCAGCAGUCUGUGUCGAGCCGCGCGUCGGUCGACAGCGCCGAUGAUGACACGACGCCUGUGCUUGGGGAUCGCAGCGGACACGCCGUAUGUUCGGAGGCGGUGCGCGCGCACCCGUGGCGCGCCGAGCCGCGCCCGGAGCCCGGCGCCGGGGACUGCGCACUCGCCUCGCUCAACCUCGCGCACAACCAGUUCACGUGCGUCCCCGCCGGACUCGCCUGCCUCGCCCCGCGGCUCACCUCGCUCAACAUGGCCUACAACUCGCUCAGGUCUAUGUCAUAUGUGACGUCAUACCCGACGAAUCUCCGUCAGCUGGAUCUCAGCCACAACGAGAUCACGUGCUGGCCGAGUCUGCCUCAGGUGGAAAACUUCGGAUCGUCCGUGGGUGACCCCCUAGCAUGUUACUGUCGCGGCGGCGCGACUCGCGCUCGUCCGUCCUCGCGGCCUCGCUCCGGCGGCGUGCGCGCGCAGCUCUUACAUUGCGCUUGCGCGGCGAGGAGCCAUUUGAGGCUGGACUCGCUCCGGACUUUGAUUCUGGCGAACAACAUGCUCGAGCGCAUCCAACUGACGACGGAUGACGACGGCAACGUACCGGAACGGGAGGGGGAGAUUGACGAGGACAAUGAGUGGAACUCGAUGGCGGGUCUGCGAUCGCGGCUAGUGUUCCCACUUCUCUCCAUGCUGGAUAUGUCGUGUAACAUGCUGCGCUCGGUGCCGCCGCUCAUACACGCCCUGACGAACCUUUCCGUGCUCAACAUUAGCGGGAACAAAGAAAUAACUGACCUACCGCCACAAAUGGGCCUCCUCUCCCGCCUGUGGAACCUGAACACGGCCGGCUGCUCGCUCCACGAGCCUCUAGGGUCCAUGCUGGCCUGCGGCCGCUACAAGAGCAUGGACAUCGUCGGCUACCUCAAGUCCGUGCUGCAGGAGGCCCGCCCGUAUACCAACAUGAAGCUGAUGCUGGUGGGGCUGCAGGGUAUCGGCAAAACCAGUUUACUGGAGUGCUUAAGACAAGAAUCUCCUAUACAGUACCGAAGAAAAGGUACCGAUCAUUGGGCGCUGCGCAUGGGCAACAAAGCGUCAGGUCGCAACAUGUCCACCGUCGGCGUCGACAUCGGCACGUGGAGCUACGAGCCCCCGCGUGCCUCCCGCGGACCCGUCACGUUCCGCACGUGGGACUUCGGCGGACAGCGCGAGUACUACGCAACGCACCAAUAUUUCCUCUCUCGCCGUUCGCUGUAUCUCGUGCUGUGGAAAGUCACUGAUGGAAGGAAGGGGCUAGCAGAAGCCAUUGGAUGGCUUAGGUCUAUACAAGCGCGCGCCCCGGGAUCGCCUGUCAUUCUCGUCGCUACGCACUACGAUCAAGUCGCUAAUAGCACGUUGUCUGAGAGCGAGAGUCCGGCGGCGCUGCAGCGACUGAUACGCUCGGCGUUACUGCAGGCGCCCGAUGCUGAUAAGAAGGGCCUCCCAAGAGUUUGCGACUCUGUCGAGGUGUCGUGCAGUACCAAACACAACAUCCGGCUGCUCGCCGACGUCAUCUACUCUGUCGCCUACAGCGUCAAACCGCCUGGUAGCAAAGAACCACUGUUAGAGCAGCGCAUCCCUGCUACGUACCUGGCGUUGGAAGAGUGUGUGACGUCACUGGCGGCCGAGCUGCGGGAACCUGUCCUCAACCACGACGAAUAUAAACGACUAGUGACUCAGUACAUGCAGACGAAGGGGCACCGCACGUUCCGAGACGCGGCCGAGCUGCACCAAGCCACCAUGUUCCUGCAUGAGAACGGCGUUUUGGUGCACUAUGAUGACGCAGCAUUAAAACAGCUGUACUUCCUCCGGCCGCAGUGGCUCUGCGACGUUCUGGCCCACGUGGUCACAGUUAGAGAAAUUAAUCCAUUUGCUAAUAACGGUAUAAUGAAGAUCGAGGACCUCGCGCACGUGUUCAAGGCGUCCCCCCUCCUGGCGCGGGGGGACGAGGCCUCCUCGCUGGGGGUCAGCCUGCUCAACAAGUUCGAGCUGGCUCUCUGCUGGGACAGCAGGACGCUGCUGGUGCCUCCUCUCCUGCCCGCCACCGAGCCCGCCACACCGCAGCUGCCCCUGAAGACGCGCGUGUGGGCGGGCUCGGGCUCCGGCGCGGGCUCGGGCUCCGGCGCCGGCGCCGCCACCCCGCGCCGCGCCGCGCCCGCCAGGGCCGACUCGCCCUCGUUAAUACUUUAUAACUAUGUGGUUAUCCGAUGGUAUUGUAUUGGUACAGAGGAGAGUCCCGGCAGCAUCAGCAUCGAGGGCCGCUCGACAGGCCGAGCGCUGCGGAGGGUGUUGCUCCUGUCGUACAUCCCGUGCGGGCUGUGGGCGCGGCUGUGCGCGCGCGUGCUGGCCGACCCGGCGGCGGCGGCGGCGGCGCAGCACCUCUACAGACUGCCCGCGGAUAUGGAGGUGGAUGCGACAACCACAAAAGCCUUAGAGCCGAACUGGGCGUGGAAACUUUGGCGCUCGGGGCUCCAGCUAUCUUGGGGAUCUCUUAUCGCUCUGGAGGUGCAAGAGCGAGAGGCAAGACACGACCCGCUGCUAGGAGACAAUCCUGAAGGAGACAGUGGACGGGACUUGAGGUUCAGAGUGAAACAAGAAGGUGCCUGGUGUUCUCUGGAGGUGGCGCGGUCUCCGAGCAUAGAGAUCACGUUGCCGGCGCGAGUCUGUGUGGCGCGACGCACUGAUGGUCUUCCACUGGCUGGAUACCAGAGCAUCAGUCUGGAACCUAAUUUGGAGGCGCUGGCGCGGUUGCUGGCCGUGCUUUCCGACCACGUUGAUCUUCUGUUAGAAGACUGGUAUCCCUCGCUUGGUACUCGUUUCGUUCACACGUCAGAAGGGCGAUGCCUUAUAACGCGCGUAGUGCCUUGUGCACAAUGCCUUGCGGCCCAUGAGGACGAAGCUGAGCGACCCGAACAUCUAGCGCAGGGGGCGGGCGCGGGGGCGGGGAGGGUGUCGCAGGACUCGCGGGCCUCUGAUCAGGACAGCGGCGUCGGCGCAGAUUCCGCAGCGUCAUCUCGCAUCGGUUCAGUAGAGGGCACGCUCAGCGCCCGCGAAGAAAUUAAUUCCGAGGUCCACGGCUGGACCGUGGAGCAGUGCCUCCUGGCGGCGUGCACUGCACAUAGCCUCGUGUGCCCCACGCACGGGGGCAUACCGCUGCAGCGAGUAGCGCCCGACGCGCUACUCCUGGACGUGGAGGAGGAGCAGCGCGCGCGCUGGGAGCACAUAGUGCUGGAAUCGGUUGCUGGUCGCGGAGCCUUCGGCACCGUGAUGGCGGCCACGUGGAGGCCUCCGGGACAACAGCCGAGGAAGGUCGCGGUCAAAGCGCUGCAGCCCGUCCCACCGCCGAGAGCGCAACACCAUCAUGCUUACAAGGUGGCGCUGGCCAGAUGGGAGCGGUCACCGACAGCGGGCGCCUGCCGCGCCUACUGCGGCCUGCGGCAGGAACUCGGCGUGCUGCGAGUGUUGCGCCACCCGCACGUGCUGCGGCUGCGGGCCGUGUGCGCCGCGCCGCUCGCACUGCUACUCGAGAGGGCGCCACAGGGUGCGCUGGACAGCAUCCUGCGCGCGUACGGCGGCACGGGGGCGCACGUGGGCGCACGCGCCGGGCGCGCGCUGGCGCUGCAGCUCGCGCGCGCUCUGGAGUAUCUGCACGCGCAGCGCGUGCUGUAUAGAGACCUCAAGUCUGAGAACGUGUUGGUGUGGGAGAUGCCUAAUGUAGCAACAGCAGUGGCUGCUGAACUCAGCCCGGCGCCCAUCCCUGUGCAAGUCAAACUGGGAGAUUAUGGUAUAAGCCGGCUCGCACCCCCAUCGGGCACGAAGGGCUUCGGCGGCACGGAGGGCUUCAUGGCGCCCGAGAUCAUGCGCUACAAUGGCGAGCAAGAAUACAACGAGAAGGUGGAUUGCUUCUCGUUCGGCAUGCUCCUGUACGAGAUCGUGACGCUGCGGCAGCCGUUCGAAGGUCACGAGGCCGUGAAAGAAGCUAUCCUAGAUGGCGCGCGGCCCUCGUUGACGCCGAGGGAUCUGCAAUAUCCCUGCAACAUCCUGGAAACGAUGCGCCGCUGCUGGCGCGGCGCGCCCGAGCUGCGCCCCUCCGCGGCCGCGCUGGUGUCCGCGGCGGCCGCGCCGGAGUUCACCGCCUUGCUCGACGCGGCCGCCGCCAGCGUCUCGCUCGCCGCCACCGCGGUGGCCUUACGACAUGUCACAGACGAUGGAGCCCCCGGGUGGGAGGUGUGGUGCGGCGGGGAACCUGAGAGAUUACACACUUUACUGUGCACGGAACAUCACAUCACGCAGCAACACGCCAUUCGAGUGCCGCCAGACGGCGAUGUGGCGGUGACGGUGACCGCGCUGUGCCGCGUCGGCGCCGCCGUGUGGGCCGGCGACAGCACCGGCCGGGUUACCGUUUACUCGUCAUCGAGCUGCGCCGUGCUGUGGACGGGCGCGGUGCAGGAGUCGGUGGGCGGUGGCCCCAGUGCCGUGGCGGCGCUGCAGCCGCUGCCGCAGCUGCGCAGGGUGGCGCUGGCGCUGCAGUGCGGCAGGUUAUUCCUCGUCCGCUCGGAGCGGGAGGUAGCGGAGACGGACGCGGAAGCGGAGGGCGGAUUUGUGCUCACUGAGUUGGGCACCGCUAGUGAGUUGUGCUGUCUCGCCGCCGUACCUUCACCACAAGGGUUCGAGAUAUGGGCGGGCGGUUCCGGGCUGUACACAUACGCCGUGUCUGCUACCGGCGUGUGCGGGGCCGAGCCUCUGCCGGCUGCCCCUCGUGUGACGCUACUAGCAGCCAGCCCGGAGGAGCCCUACGUGGCCCUGUACUCUGAACCUGGAGUAUGCGUGUACCAGUGGUCCGUCCGCAGUCGGCAGCAGACCGCCCGCUUGGACUGCAGUAAACUCGUUCCGUGCAGUGAGAGCCUGCAGUCGCUCGCGCUCGACUCGCGCCCCGGCGACCACCAAGGCCGGGUGACGGCGCUGACGGCGCUAGGAGGGUCGCUGUACGUGGGCACGGCGUGGGGCGUCGUGAUCGUGUGCGCGUGCGCCAGCCUGCGCCCGCUCGCCGUGUUCCGCCCGUAUGAAGAGAGCGUGACAUCAAUAGUGCCAUUGUACCCGCACCGCGGCUCGCAGGCCGCCAUGCUGGCCACGCUGGGCACAGGGUACCGGCCGUUGUUGCACCGCUAUGCCCCACAACAGCCCAAUACUUCGAGCACGAACAACUCAUACAGCGGCCCCCACUGCCUCCUCUGGCGCGCCGGCCACUGGCUGCCCGACUAAACACGUCUGACGUGUAUACACGCCCAACUCGCACAGCAUACGGCGGAUAAUGGAUGUGGGUACGCUGUUACGUUGAUUGGUUAGUGUUAAAUAUUAAACACUUCCUGUACUACUCAGCCAACGACGGUUAUACACGUCCAGCAACGCACACAGGAGUCUGGAUAAUGUCGAUGGGUUAGUGUUUUAUACCUAAGCACAUCUUCACGGAUAUACGCGUCUAGCUUGCACAGCCUACGACGGAUAUACACGUCCAACAACUCUGACACGACGGGUAAUGGAUAUUGGAUAUACGCUGAUUUCACACGACGGGUAAUUGAUAUUGGAUAUACGCUGAUUUACAAUUAGAGUUAAGUCUAGUGACGCUGAUUUACGUCUAUGGGUUAGUGUAUUUCGUUCGAUAUGGCGCUGUACAUACUCAAUAAUACUCAUGUCGUUAUUAUUUAAAUUUAAACAAAUAUUUUUAAAUAAUAAAUUAAUACCAAAAUAUUACUUUGCUAAUAAAUAUUUUUGUCAAAAUUUGGUCGCGUCGAUUUUUUAUCGAACGAGCGUCGAACACAAAUUAAUUGAAAUUAACACUUAACCCUCUUAAUGCCAAGGAUUUCUAUAAACACCCCUAAAGUUGGAUUGUAACUUAUACUAUAUUGAUCUAGGAGGAAUUACAAUCCUGAUUUAGACAGAGAGAAUCAUACUAUCUUUGUCUUACACUAGUACUAGCACCCUUAGAAAAAGAUAAGUAUAGUUUUGUUGUUCUUAAUUACUGACAAGAUUUACUUGAUCAAUUAUAACAAAUAAAUUGACGUUUUCGUAUUCAAGAAAAUGUUUAAGCAAGAUGAAAUGGGGUAAAAAUAAAACAAUGUGUAAUGCGUUCCAGUGUCCCAGUUACUUAGUAUUGUAAAUGUUAAUGUGUCUAGAAUAAUAUGAACCUUUUGAACGCUACGCCUAUUAUAUGUAUACAACACGCCAUCGUUAUCCUUAUCGAAAUGCUCGAAGGUUAAUAUCACACCGUAACCUUGCGCGUCUGUGGACGUCUUUGGCAGUAAAAGGGUUACCAGUUUGACCGCCCAAAGACAGAAUAUUACGCAGCGUACUAUGUAGACGAACAACACGCGAACGCGAAGCGAAGCGAUGCGGCGCGGAGUGAAUCAAUCCUUUGAUACCUAUAGAAGUGUCCUUGGUCGAUCUCGUUGCGAACGCGAACGCCGUAGGCCCGUCGCGCCGCUUCGCUUCGCGUUCGCGAGUUGUUCGCUUACGUAAGCCGCAGCGUAACUCCAUAGGCGUGGCGUUUAAAGGGUUUAUGAUAAAAUCCGUCAACUAAUUAUGUCGUUUAGAAUAUUAUUCCAUUGUUGAAUGAAUUUAUAAAUGUCUUAAAGCAUUAAAUGCAUAAAUGUGACGUUAUUCAAACGUUUUAUCAGAACAAACCUAUGUUACAAAUCUCAUUAUUGAUUUUAAGGGUUUUCGUGUUAUAAUUGUUGUGAAAUUUAUUUGCGUGUUAAAUAACGUUACGGAGUUUUUAUCACAUUCUGGAUCUAGCUCUUCUAAUUAAUGUCAUUAACGGGUCUAACGCGAUUAAUAGAACAUUAUUGUCGAGGCUCGGAAGUAGCUACUUGCUGGCUGAGGAUUCGUUUUAAACGGACGACCUUAGGAGUCCGUUUAAUUGAAUCCGAAGCCAGCAAGUAGCCUUCCAGCCGAGUCAUAUAUAGUGCUUUUCUCAAAAAUGGCGCAAUAAAUACAAAUAUAAUAGAAAUAUUUUACAGAAGCAACGUUCUUAUGUAUAUAUUUUCACAGAAAAAAGUAAAGGGAUUUGCUUUGCCGCCGUUUUAUUUUUUUAAUUAAAAAUAGAAGUGUAUUUUCUGCUGAAAGUACACCAACCUAUUUGAGACACCUAAAUAGUCGCGGUACCAACAUUAUAAUAAUAAGUACUGAUCAUCUGUUUGGCUGUUUAAUGGACCUAUGCCUUCAUUUGAUAUGGCCACUUCAACUUUUAAAAAGUUUGGAACUCGACAAAUAAUGGAAUUUGUAUGCAACAUUGCAGUCCUGAAAUCGAGACUGCAAUGUUUUUAAUUUUUUGACUGACCAUAAACUACGCACUUUGCGAACUACUUUUUAACCGGCAACGUCGACUUUGCCGUCCAUUUUGAGAAAAUUUCAUUAUUUUACCUUUUUUCCGACGUUUCAGCCA